Molecule: messenger RNA, 1554 nt
Organism: Histoplasma mississippiense
Lineage: Eukaryota; Fungi; Ascomycota; Eurotiomycetes; Onygenales; Ajellomycetaceae
Exons: 7
Coding region: 1-1554 (517 amino acids)
Source: RefSeq, a predicted model, not a curated record
AUGGAACCCCCCAAACCUGCGAACGUGGAAUCCACUGAGAAACCUACUAAAUCCAAUGAAAAUGAAAACAGCCUGUUGAGAAGGUUAUUGCAGAACUUCCACCUCUAUCGCCCGUGUUUCAGAAGCCUCCCGAAGGGCAUGGAGACGUGCUACGCUGGAGAGAUUUCUAUGUACACAGAGAGAGAAAACAGAAUCCAGGUGGCAACUCUUGAGAAGACUCGGCUCAUUGCAAAGGAUUUUUCUGAGCUGCGCAUCCACUUCUGGCCCGACCUACCGUGGGUGUACUCAGCAGGCCGGCCUCGUGGAAUUGCUGCGGGGGUUGUCAGAUGGUUUGCAGCCAGCCGGCUGCAUUACCUUGUGCAGUACCACAGUACAAAAACAGGUGUAAAGCGAAAGCGAUCUGUCAGUGCACUUCUAGCAGACAUUCCACCUCUGAAGAGUAUUAGAUUCAAAUCCAUGGAAUCUCCUCAUCGCUCUCCAACUGCCAAUCUGCCCAAUAUUGAUCCGCGGAAUCCAUACACCCUAUUCUCUCUCUAUAUCUCAGAGUCUGAUAUUCAGAAUAUUGCCUGUUCCCUACGCGGAGAUACAGAUAUCAAGGAAUUCAGCCAUCAAUCCACGGGAAUGGCAGCCAACUACUUCUACAGAAAUCAAGGAUUAACCAAGACUGGAUCUCUUGUGGUGGAAUUGAUUGAACGGUUGCCAGUAUUUAUACAGAGCUCCGCGGCUCCUGCAGCUCAGAGCUCCGCGGCUCUGAGCUCUCUACAGCACUCUGAACAGCAUCUAGAGUUGAAUAACAGCAAAGAGGUUGCUGGCUACUCAAUUUACAUGGACAACUACUUCACCUCUGUUGCUCUAUUCCAUUAUCUUCGAAAGCAAGGAAUUGGAGCUUGUGGAACCACCCGUCCUGCCAAUCUGCCUCCUCUUCUACAAGAACUAAAGAACUCCGGACUAUCCGCUCAUAUUCCCUUCAAUACUCUGUGUAUAAUACCUCAAAAUGAGGUUCUCUGUCUUGGAUGGAAAGACAAUAAUAUAGUAUUACUACUGUCUACAAUUCAUAUGCCAGACAGCUUUGUUGAACGUGUCAGGAAGCGCCCAGGAUUGAACUCAACUAAUGGCCCUCAGAUCCGGAGGAUAUUUGGAGACAAUUGGCAAAAAGCAGUGGAGAUUCCUACCAUCAUUGAUGAUUACAAUCAUAAUAUGAAUGGGAUUGACCUAGCAAAUCAGUAUAGAGCAUCCUAUGAGACUCAUAUGCCCACUAAUCGCACCUGGUUGACAAUUCUGUACUGGAUUAUUGAUCAUGCCAUUGUCAAUGCUUAUAUUCUUCAUCGACUGGCUACUACUGGCACUACUGGCACUACUGACACUACUAUAUCUCACGUUGAAUUCCGCCGGCAGCUCUAUAUUCAACUCCUAGAAUUCUCAAAUCCUCUACCUACUACUCGAUCAAAUCCGGAUCUAAAUCACCAGCGAAUUUCUCUGCCAUCUUCUCAAACUUGUGCCUGGUAUUACAUAAAUUACACUAAAACACGCCAAUACGGCCGAUCUCUCAUAUAA